This is a messenger RNA of Ichthyophthirius multifiliis, 1440 nucleotides long. RefSeq lists its product as hypothetical. Gene Ontology annotation, biological process: DNA strand invasion; mitotic recombination; double-strand break repair via homologous recombination. Gene Ontology annotation, molecular function: DNA strand exchange activity; single-stranded DNA binding; protein kinase activity. Gene Ontology annotation, cellular component: condensed nuclear chromosome. The transcript has 5 exons. NCBI's taxonomy places the organism in Eukaryota, Ciliophora, Oligohymenophorea, Hymenostomatida. The record is from RefSeq and is a predicted model, not a curated record.
AUGGCUCCUGAAAUGGCUUUAAAUUAAUAAUAUUAGAAAUCUAUUGACAUUUGGAGUGUUGGAAUCAUAUAAUUUAUAUUAUUUAACAUGGGAAAGCAUCCUUUACAUAAUUAAAAUGAUAAAAAAAAAGAUUUCCUAAAAAAAAUAAAAAAUCCGGUAUGGGUUUUUCCUGAAAAUAUGAAUGAGUAUUUAUUUAUUAUUUUAGUAUUUAAUUUUUAUUUAAGCUGUUAAAAGCAUUUCUUUUUAAAAACUGCUGCUUUUAAUCCUGAUGAUAGAAUGACUGCAUAAUAAGCUUUAAAGCAUACGUGGAUUAGCGGAGAGGGUUAUUUUUCAGAUCCAAUUACUAUAAAUGAUAUUUAUACAUGUAUUGUUAAUAUAUAAAUAAAUAAUACCAUAACUCCUGUUAAUAGUGAUAAAGAAUACCAAGAAAUUAAAAAAAAAAUGAACGAAUAAUAUGCUGAUGAAGCCGAAUAAGAACAGGGACCAAUGUUGAUUUAAAAACUUGAAGAACAUGGAAUAAAUAAUGGAGAUAUAAAAAAGUUAAUUGAAGCUGGAUUCCAAACAGUAUAAUCAGUAUCAUUUACAAUAAAAAAGAACUUAUUACAAAUAAAAGGAAUGACUGAAGCCAAAAUAGAUAAAAUAUUAGAUAUAGCAUGUAAAUUGGUACCAAAUGAUUUUUAAACAGCAGCUGAAUAUUUACAAAGGCGUGCAUAAGUUAUAAAUAUAUCUACAGGUUCAUCUGAAUUGGAUAAAAUAUUAGGAGGAGGGAUGGAAACAGGUUCUAUUACAGAAAUAUUUGGAGAAUUCCGAACAGGGAAAACUUAAAUAUGUCAUACAUUAUGCAUUACUUGCUAAUUACCUAAAAGCAAAGGUGGCGGUGAAGGAAAAGCCAUGUAUAUUGAUACUGAAGGUACAUUCAGACCCGAAAGACUUGAAUAAAUAGCCCAAAGAUUUGGACUAGAUCCACAAGAAUGUAUGGAAAAUGUGGCGUAUGCCCGUGCUUAUAAUUGUGAUCAAUAAAAUAAGUUGCUUAUUUAAGCUGCUGCCUUAAUGGCAGAAUCAAAAUAUUCGCUUUUAAUUGUUGAUUCGUCUACUGCUUUAUAUAGAACUGACUUUUUGGGAAGAGGUGAAUUAUCAGUAAGAUAAAAUCAUUUAGGAAAAUUUUUAAGAAAUAUUUAAAGGUUAGCUGAUGAGUUUUCGAUUGCGGUCGUUAUUACGAAUUAAGUUAUGUCUUAGGUUGACGGGUCAGCUAUGUUUGCUGGGGAUAUGAAAAAACCCAUUGGAGGAAAUAUUAUGGCUCAUGCUUCUACUACGAGACUUUAUUUAAGAAAAGGAAGAGGAGAGUCGAGAAUUUGUAAAAUUUAUGACUCGCCUUGUUUACCAGAAUCAGAAGCAAUAUUUGGAAUUUCAUAAGGAGGUAUUGCAGAUUUUAACGAAUGA